Penicillium diatomitis is the source of this 354-nucleotide messenger RNA. RefSeq lists its product as uncharacterized. NCBI's taxonomy places the organism in Eukaryota, Fungi, Ascomycota, Eurotiomycetes, Eurotiales, Aspergillaceae. The transcript has a single exon. The record is from RefSeq and is a predicted model, not a curated record. The coding region runs from base 1 to 354 and encodes 117 amino acids.
AUGCUCCCUGUCAUCAGAGACUUCCCCGAGGCCUUCACGAGGUCAAAUUGCCCUACUCCGGAGAAGACAAUCAAGGAGGAUCCAAUCUUCGCUGCCAAGAUCUGCCCGGAAUGUGAGUCUAUCAUACGACGGUAUGAUGCUCAAAAGCGAAACUGGCAGAGACUCACCCAAGAACCACCCGCCAAGGGGCCCACAACGAAGAUGAUAAUCGACUCUCUGCUGGGCAAUUGCAAAGCUGCGAUGGAUGAAACCGGUCACUGGAUCAAUCAGAGCAAAGGACAUCGUCCAAGUGACCAUGCAUCAAGCGAUCCGAAUCAUGCCGGGAGCGACCACGACAAGGCACCGAGCAGUUAA